Messenger RNA from Phragmites australis (common reed), 1078 nucleotides. RefSeq names its product phragmoplastin interacting protein 1-like. The record is from RefSeq and is a predicted model, not a curated record. Gene Ontology annotation, molecular function: RNA binding. The coding region runs from base 122 to 877 and encodes 251 amino acids. The transcript is spliced from 3 exons. Lineage: Eukaryota; Viridiplantae; Streptophyta; Magnoliopsida; Poales; Poaceae.
AGAGUAACAGAUAGGGAACGGGGGCCUCCAAAGUCCAAACCGACACGCAGGGCUUCGUCAGGUGUAAACCUUGUGUUCGGCUGCGGCGCGAGGCGAAGGCCGAACGGUUUAGGGUUUAGCCAUGGCGGCCGAGGACCAGGCUCCUCGUACCAAGCCCCACCCCGACAAGUCUAAGAAGCGGAAGAAGCCCAAGAAGGACAAGUGGGGCCAGCCUUUCUCCGUCGCCGCCGCCGAAGAACCGCUGGUGGAGCCGGAGCAAGAGCCCCCGGCGGAGGACGUCGAGGCGGCUGCAGAGGCGGAGGAGACCGCCGCGGCGGCGGAGGGCUAUGAGCCAGGCAAGGUGGUGGCGAGCGGAUUGCCGUACACGAUGACAGAGGUGGAGAUCCGGAAGUUGUUCGAGUGGUACGGCCCCCUCCGGUCGGUGCAGCUCUCUCGCUUCCCCGACUCCGGCAACUUCCGCGGCCUCGCCUUCGUCUGCUUCGAGUCAGACGAAGUUGCGAUAAAGUCACUUGAGCUUGAUGGAUUCAAAAUUGGUAACAGAUUUAUGAGGGUCGAAAGAUGCAGGGUGACCGCAAGCUCAAAUAGGAAAAGGAAGGCAGAGUUUCAAGCUGACCCUGAUAAGUCUGAAGGCUGCCUCUCGGCAUAUGUCGGCAAUCUCUCAUGGAAUGUCACGGAAAAGGACUUACAGGAUUUCUUCAAAUCAUCGAAGAUUGCAUCCAUAAGAUUUGCCAUCGAUAAAAGAACCGGGGGUUUUCGUGGCUUCUGUCAUGUUGAUUUUCAAGACGACGAAUCGCUUGAGAAAGCUAUAGGGAUGAAUCAGUCUGAACUGCAGGGCAGACCUGUCAAAAUAGCUUAUUCGGUCAGUAACAGAGGCUGAAGACUACCCACCGUCGAUGCUUAAUCCUAGUGAGCUUUUAGUGUUACAGUUUUGCUCCAUCAGUUUUGGCUAAGGGGUUUUUUUUUUUCAUUUGAAUGAAGAUUUCAGGGACGGCUCCCAUGUUGCUAUUUCUUGUGCCAGAUAUUUGCGAAAUGUAUUUCUUAUGUAACGAAGUAAACAACUUAUUGGCCUUCCAUUCUA